AUGGCGAACUUUGUGUACAAUAGCCAACUCGACGCCUUUGAACUCUUCCAUCUGGUCCAAGAAGAGGAUGUUGUUCGCUCGUCUGCACGACCACCGAGGUCCCAUGCCCUGGAGGCUCUAGGCCACGCCCUCUCGGGCUCCUUCGGCGCUGCCAUCUCCAAUGCCGCGCUCUACCCCGUUGACCUCAUCAUAACGCGCCUCCAGAUACAGCGCCAACUCCGCAAAGACCAGUCGCGGCCUGCCCAGGAGGAAUAUAAAGGCUUCUUUGAUGGACUCCAGAAGAUCUACCACAAAGAAGGGGGAAUAGCAGGAUUAUACACGGGCCUGCUGCAGGAUACCGGCAAGACCAUCGUGGAUUCUUUCUUGUUCUUUUUGCUAUACUCGUUCUUGAGGGAUCGGCGGAUCGCUAAACACGCAAGGCUGAAUGGCGGCAAGAAAGUCAGUCUGCCUGCGUUAGAAGAGUUGGGUGUUGGAUUCGUUGCGGGGAGUUUCACGAAGUUGGCAACAACCCCGAUUGCGAAUAUAGUCACACGGAAGCAAGCGGCGGCGUUGCUGACGGCGUCGGAGGCAGGCGAACAAACAAGGACGCCCACCGCGCGACAAAUCGCCCGAGACAUCCUCUCGGAGAAAGGUGCUCUUGGGUUCUGGUCCGGCUAUUCGGCGAGUUUAGUCCUCACGCUCAAUCCGACACUCACUUUCUUUCUGUUUGAAACGCUCAAGAAGGUUCUCCUUCGCAGAGAGUCACGUCACAAUCCACCACCGAGCCUCACAUUUCUGCUAUCCGCCAUCAGCAAAGCUUGUGCCUCUUCAAUUACAUACCCUUUUAGCCUGGCGAAAACUCGCCUGCAAGCCGGCGGUGCGUCGUCGAAAAAAGAGGAGCAGGACGAAAAAGAAGUCAUCAGCGAAGAUUUCAAACAUGAAGAAACUCGGAAAGCCGCCCGAGCCACAAUCUUCAGCACCGUCCUCACCAUUGCGCAGACGGAAGGUAUCAGCGCCCUUUACGAGGGCUUACAUGUUGAGGUACUGAGGGCCUUCUUCUCCCAUGGAAUCACCAUGCUGGUGAAGCAGAUCAUCCAACGCUUCCUCGUCAAAGCCUACUACCUCGUGUCCAUCGUUCUCGGACGUUACAAGAAGCGCCGCGAGGCAAGUGCAAAGCGCCUUGCAGAAAAAGCCAAAGCCAGUGUCGAAUACUACAAUCUCGCAAUGGCACGGGCGUCCGAGAAGAUUGAGGCGGCGGCCGAGAAAGUCAAGGAAAGUGUCGGAACGAAAGCAAAUGAGACGGCGGAAUUUGUGGGAGAGUACGUGGAAGAGGAUGACGAGCUCGGGGAGAAAUGGAAGGAGCUGUAUGGGACGGUGGGAUUGGCCCGAUGGUUCGACAAGUCGAGUGACGAGAGGUGA
This is a messenger RNA of Fonsecaea erecta, 1398 nucleotides long. RefSeq lists its product as hypothetical. The coding region runs from base 1 to 1398 and encodes 465 amino acids. The record is from RefSeq and is a predicted model, not a curated record. The transcript is spliced from 2 exons. Lineage: Eukaryota; Fungi; Ascomycota; Eurotiomycetes; Chaetothyriales; Herpotrichiellaceae.